AUGAGCAAUAAUGCCCCAAUACAAGAUACAGCUUCGGCUACCUCUCCCAAAUGUCAUUCAACAUCUUCUACAGCUUUGCGCCAAAGCAUUGAUAGUGUCGCCCCGCAACGACUUAAUGGCAGCAUGGCCUCGAAUACUAGUAUGAUUUCAGUCGCUGUCGACCCUGUCACCCUUAUCAUUCAAGAAUGUCGUGCUGUUACUUCUGCCAUGCGGAAACAUCCUCGGUGGGCGCAUUCAUCGGCUUCUUCGAUAUUGGGUGGGCAUUCAAGUCCGCUGAGCACUGGGGUUCAGAACUCAAGGCCUUCUACACCGCGAGAUGAGCCAGGAACUCGCAGGGCACCGAAAGGUUCGGCUGCCUCAGAGGGGAACGAUGAUGCAGGCUUGGCAAUCAGAUGGGGUUUGAGGGGAAAGAAAGGGAAGAGCAUGCAAGAUAAUCCUCUGAUGGCGGGAUUUCAGCGUCUCAGACAAGAAUUGACAGGAUGCAAAGAUAUACACACAUUCGAUGUGCCGUCUUUACUCCAUCCUUUUCUCCAAGUUAUGGUCAUCGAAAAUCCCGCAACGCCGUCGCCGAUCACAACUUUAGCCCUAGCUGCUAUCAUAAAGUUCUUCUCGUACAACUUAAUUAGUCCAAGCUCCCCUCGACUUUCACAGGCAAUGCAGUCUUUAUCUGCUGCCAUGACAAAUUGCCGCUUUGAAGCUCGAGAUACAGUGGCUGAAGAGAAGGUAUAUCAGAAAAUAUUGAAACUUAUGGAAGGAAUGCUGUCUGGCCCCGGCGGAGAUUUACUGAGUGAUGGAAGUGUUUGUAAAAUGAUGGAGACGAACUUAAAUAUGUGUUGUCAGCCACAGCUAUCAGAGUUAUUUCGUGGGUCUGCCGAAAUGACUAUGGCCAAGAUGUGUCAGAUCAUUUUCGAGAGACUCAAGCAUUUAGAAAUUGAGGCUGGGGAUGAUCUAGAAGCUUUAGACGAGAAGACAAAGGAAGAUAUGGACACUGUCAAGAUGGCCCCUUCAGCAGUGAGUACAAGUGCUAUCACGAAAUUGACCGCAUCUCCUGCCGGAUCACGGCCGCCUUCUUCAAGCUUCGAUACAUCACGUCCGUCGUCUGCUAUGGAGAAGGUUCCUCUCCUAGAAUCUUCAUCCGAAGCUGGAAUUGUGGCACCCGCAUCAGAAGCUUCGGAUGAUACUCCCAGCAAGCCUUAUUCUCUCCCAUCUAUUUGUGAGCUAUUUAGGGCUUUGAUAGAUUUACUAGAUCCUCACGAUCGAAAACAUGCCGAUUCUUUGAGAGUUAUCGCUCUUCGUAUGAUCAACGUAGCUCUAGAGAUAGCAGGCCCUUCAAUUGCCAAGCAUCCAGCUUUGGCAACCCUUGCUGAAGACCGCCUUUGUCGAUAUCUAUUCCAAUUAGUCCGAUCAGACAAUAUGGCCAUCUUACAGGAUUCGCUUAUUGUUGCUGGCACUCUUCUCUCGACGUGCAGAGGAGUCUUGAAGUUGCAGCAAGAGCUCUUUCUGUCUUAUCUGGUUGCAUGCUUGCAUCCUCGUGUAGAAAUUCCCCGGGAAAGAGGAAUCGAUCCCUCCCUGUAUGCCGGUAUACCACAGGCUCCAAAACUGGUUAAACCCCCACCAUCACAAGCUAGCAGCGGUCGUUCCACGCCUGUACCUGUGAAAGACCGUCGAACCCUAGGGUUAGAAGGUGGAUCGCGUAAGCCAGAUGCACGUGAAGCAAUGGUGGAAAGUGUUGGAGCUCUCGCGCGGAUCCCGAGCUACAUGGCUGAACUAUACGUCAAUUAUGAUUGCGAGAUCGACCGAAGUGAUAUCUGCGAGGAUAUGGUUGGACUUCUGUCUCGCAAUGCGAUUCCAGAUUCUGCAACUUGGAGUACGACAAGUGUCCCACCACUCUGUCUGGAUGCCCUCCUAGGUUUUGUUCAAUUUAUUGCAGAUAGACUUGGCGAUGAGCCGAAAUACGAUGGCUACCCUGACCAAGCAACACUACGCGAGCAGAAACGAAGGAAGAAGAUUAUCAUUCAGGGAACGGUCAAAUUUAACGAGAGCCCGAAGGCUGGAAUUGCGUUCUUGGCAUCACAGGGCAUCAUAGAUGAUCCAAGAGAUGCAAAGACUGUCGCAAAUUUCCUGAAAGGAACAUCUCGAAUCGAUAAAAAACAAUUGGGUGAAUUCAUAUCCAAGAAAGGAAAUGAGCCAAUUUUAGAAGCUUUGAUGGACUCGUUUGAUUUUGAAAACAAGAGAGUUGAUGAGGCGCUGCGUGAACUCCUCGAGACUUUUAGAUUACCAGGAGAAUCUGCUUUGAUUGAACGGAUUAUCUCGACUUUCGCAGAAAAUUACUGUUCGGGCACUUUACCCGAAGGUAUCGCGGAUAAAGAUUCCGUAUAUGUUUUGACUUAUGCCAUUAUCAUGUUGAACACGGAUCAGCAUAAUCCGAACAUGAAGGGUAAACGUAUGGAGCUAGAAAACUUUGCACGGAAUUUACGUGGGGUUAAUGGCGGGCAGGAUUUUGCUCCGCAAUACCUCCAGGACAUCUACGAGUCUAUCAAAUCAAACGAAAUCAUUUUACCUGAUGAGCACGACAACAAACAUGCUUUCGACUAUGCUUGGAAGGAACUAUUACUAAAAACUGCUACCGCGGGUGAUCUCACUAUUUGCAACACUAAUAUCUUCGAUGCAGAUAUGUUCGCAGCUACUUGGAAACCGGUGGUUGCAACUCUGUCGUAUGUCUUUAUGUCGGCUACUGAUGAUGCUGUGUUUGAGAGAGUUAUCACUGGUUUUGAUCAGUGUGUCCGUAUCGCAGCCAAACAUGGUUUGACUGAAGUCAUUGACCAAGUCGUGUAUUGUCUGAGUCACAUUACUACACUUGCAACAGAAAUUCCAUCCAGUACUACUCUCAAUACGGAGAUACAGGUUGGAGAUAAUAGUGUCAUGGUCAGUGAACUUGCAGUCAAGUUUGGUAGAGAUGUGAAGGCACAGCUUGCGACUGUUGUUCUUUUCCGUGUUGUGUUAGGUAGUGAAAGUGUGAUACGAGAAAGUUGGAAGCACAUUUCUAGGAUUUGGUUGAACUUAUUUGUUAAUUCUUUGAUACCCCCAUUCUUUGCUACAUCUAAUAGCAUGGAUAUUGCUCCAAUUCCCUUACAAAAUCCUUCCCAAGUCAUUGAUCGUGGGGCGAAACCCAGCGACACCGGUCUUUUCUCUGCUUUUGCGUCAUACAUUACUAGCUAUGCUGCAGACGAUCCUCCAGAGCCAUCGGAUGAAGAGCUCGAAAGUACCUUGUGCGCAGUCGAUUGUGUGAAUGCUUGCUUCAUGGGCGACGUGUUCGCAAAUGUAGUAAAAAUGCCUAUUGAUUCCUUACGACCUCUCAUACAAGCAUUGAUAUCGCAAUUGCCAGAUGACCCUUCAUCGGUCGUCAUAAGUGUAAAAUCGGACGUGGAACCUCCAUUAAGUCCUACCAACGGCGUUAACGGUGCACCAUCCGGUCCUGUGUAUGAUCCAUCCAUGGUUUACAUAUUAGAGCUGUGUACCGUGCUUGCAAUGCGAGAUAAUGAAACUAUCAACGCAUUUGGGGCUGAAGUUGCAGAAGCUUUACAAAAUGUUCUACGAAACUCUGCCAGUUGGCAUCCCUUGAUGGUAUCUAGGACAAUAUUCUAUCUACUGCACCUACUGCACGCAAGCUAUGAACAAUCAUAUAUUCGUGUUCCUGUGGUGCUUCACGCUAUCUCAAGUUUCAAGAAAGAUUUGUUCGAGAAAUCUGCCACACUUGUUCUUCAAGGAUUAACACAAUGUAUAAAAGAGCCAGGUCCAUUACGAAACGAAAUCAUGACUUCUCCUGACUUCUGGGUAAUUCUUAAAAAUCUUGCAACCAGUCCUUCAGCAUCGGCUGUGUUCGAAAUCCUCGAAGGCGUUGCUAUUGGUUCUCCACCAACUAUAAUGGCAGACAAUUAUGAAUCGGCUGUUAAGUUGCUCAAUGAUUUUGCCACUGCCGGGAGUGUAGGGUCUACCAUGGAGCAAAAACAGGAUAAGAGGACACGAAGAGGACAACCAGUCAAACAACCAAAGCCGCAGGUGGUAGAUGCGGUCGUAGCUAGAGGAGUCAAGGCUAUAACGAUGAUAUAUUCUUUGACGUCGCGAAUUCCUGUCCUGAUGGAACAAUCACAUCUUGAAAGCAAAGAGGCCUGGGCAAAUUAUUGGUCACCAAUCUUCAUGGCUUUGACCACACAGUGUACCAAUCCUUGCCGAGAAAUUCGACAUCAAGCAUUCUCUUCGUUACAGCGUUCGUUAUUGUCACCUGAAUUAACGUCAGGUGAUCACGAAGAAUGGACCGCUAUAUUCGGCGAGGUUCUCUUCCCUCUCAUAACUCGAUUGCUAAAGCCAGAAGUAUACUCAUCUGAUCCCAUUGGCAUGAGUGAAACUCGUGUUCAAGCCGCCACGCUUCUAUGUAGGAUCUUCUUGCACUAUUUGGUACUAUUGUCGAAAUGGGAGGGUAUGCUAGAUCUUUGGAUUAAGAUACUUGACAUCAUGGAUCGCUUGAUGAAUAGUGGACAGGGUGAUAGUUUGGAAGAAGCAGUACCAGAAAGUUUGAAGAAUGUCCUUCUUGUAAUGUCCAGUAGCGGAUACUUGGUACCGCGUAGUCAAGAUGAGACGCAAGAGAAGUUAUGGACCGAAACUUGGAAGAGAAUAGACAGAUUUUUGCCCGAUCUGAGGAAGGAGAUUGAUUUGGAGGGGCCGGGGGUUGAGGAGAAUAUUAAGGGGAAAGAAAAUGAGGGUUUGGCGACAAAUGUCAAGAGUGAUACCGAAGCAGGAGUUGAACAAGAGAAGACGGAUAUCAAAGUUUGA
This is a messenger RNA of Botrytis byssoidea, 4830 nucleotides long. RefSeq lists its product as uncharacterized. Lineage: Eukaryota; Fungi; Ascomycota; Leotiomycetes; Helotiales; Sclerotiniaceae. The transcript is spliced from 7 exons. The coding region runs from base 1 to 4830 and encodes 1609 amino acids. Gene Ontology annotation, biological process: regulation of ARF protein signal transduction. The record is from RefSeq and is a predicted model, not a curated record. Gene Ontology annotation, molecular function: guanyl-nucleotide exchange factor activity.